Molecule: messenger RNA, 2105 nt
Organism: Galdieria sulphuraria
Lineage: Eukaryota; Rhodophyta; Bangiophyceae; Galdieriales; Galdieriaceae
Product: ribonucleoside-diphosphate reductase alpha chain
Exons: 2
Coding region: 105-2039 (644 amino acids)
Biological process (GO): DNA replication; deoxyribonucleotide biosynthetic process
Cellular component (GO): ribonucleoside-diphosphate reductase complex
Molecular function (GO): ribonucleoside-diphosphate reductase activity, thioredoxin disulfide as acceptor; ATP binding
Source: RefSeq, a predicted model, not a curated record
GGUUGGAGAUUAAAUCGGAACUCCCUGUUGGUAGCAUGAUUUUUUUGUUUUGCAGUUAAAUUUCCCUUAGAAAUGAAGCUAAGCAUUUUUUUUUGUUCGUUAAAAUGGACAAAGUUUGUUCUUCGACGUUCCUGGAAGAGAGUCGUCUUACCGGAGAAGAGUAUGUAACCAAAUUGAGGAAGCGGUUACAUCCCGAUUUGGUGAAAUUUCUUUUGAAAAACCAGGACGACAUUCAGAAACUUUGGGACGAAGAACAACUAUUUCCUAUUUCCAAUCUUUCAGCAAGCGUGUUAGUCAGAGGAUACUUACUUCGAGGACGCUUCGGAGGACAGCCUGAAGAAACUCCGAAGCAAAUGUUUUUUCGGGUUGCCGCAUGGCUUUGGUACCCUGAUAUGGAAAAAGUGACGCAUUGUUAUAAGCAGCUGUGUCAUGGUUUCUAUAUUCACGCAUCUCCUACGCUCCUCAAUGCAGGAACGGAUUCUUAUCAAUUAGCUUCUUGCUUUUUGCUGACAGUGGAUGACUCAUUGGAAAGCAUUUACGAUAGUUUGAAGGAGGCGGCUACCAUUUCCAAAUUCAACGGAGGUCUGGGAGUUGAUCUUUCUCGAAUUCGUCAUUCAGAAAUUCGCGACAUCGGAAUGUCUAGAGGAAUCGUUCCUAUUGCGAGAUUGUUCAACGAUACUAUUCGAAUGGCGGACCAAUUGGGAAACAGAGCAGGCGCUGCUACUUUGUAUCUUCCUGCAUGGCACGUCGAUGUCUUCAUGUUUUUGGAGCUUCCUGUCAAAAAUGGUCCGGUGGAUUUGAGAGCAUACGAUGUGACUUUGGGGUUGUGGAUGCCUGACUUGUUCUAUAAACGUUGUUUGGAAAAUGGUAAUUGGAGUUUGUUCUGUCCAGCAAAAGCCAAAGGGCUAACUGAAGUUUAUGGAGAAGAAUUUGAGAAACUGUAUUGUCAAUACGAAGAGGCUGGUGUCUUUUCGAGUGUAGUGAAAGCGAAAGAUUUGCUUCUUCAAAUUGCUAGGGUUCAGCUUCAAGCCGGUAUGCCGUUCAUUUUGAAUGGAGACCAUAUCAAUCGGUUCAACAUGCAAAAAAAUAUAGGAAUAAUUCGUUGCUCUAAUUUAUGUACCGAAAUUGUGGAACUAGUUAAUGAACAAACCGUUGAGUUUCAGUUUGAUUUGCUCGGUAGCAUAACGGAAGAGCUGGUUGAAAAUUUGAACCGUGUUAUCGACCGCAAUUACUAUGUCCUGAACAAAAUUGAAGCUUGCAAUCUCAAAACGAGGCCAUUGGGGAUUGGUGUUCAAGGAUUUGCAGACUGCAUUUACAAGCUUGGUCUUGGUUUUGAGGAUGAAGAAGUUCGAGCGUUGAAUAAGAAAAUUUUUUCGUGCAUUUACUAUCAUGCAUUGAAAAAGUCUUGUGAGCUUGCAGUUGUAGAUGGUCCUUAUCAAAAAUUUCAGAAUAGUCCGUACUCACAAGGUAAAUUCCAUUGGGAAUUCUUUGAAGACGCAUCACCUUCCUAUCCUGAAAUGGAAAGUUGGGAACAACUGCGGAGUCUGAUCAAAACUUAUGGGGUUCGAAAUAGCCUUCUUGUAGCUUUGAUGCCAACUGCUUCGACUUCUCUCAUUUUAUCCAAUUAUGAAGGCUUUGAACCUCCUUCGGGUCAUGUUAUUUCGAGAAGAGUAGCCGAUGGGCGUCAUAUUGUGAAGAAUCCUUAUGUUGUUUGGACAGAUGACCUAAUUGAGAAAUCGUUGGAGAACGAUGGAAGUUUGCAGUUUGCGAAAGGUAUGGAGCGCUUCAAAACUGCUUUUGAAAUUCAUCCCAAAGUGCUCAUUGACCUCGCUGCUGAUCGGACUCCAUUUGUGGAUCAGAGCUCUUCGUUUAGUUGGUCGAUAAACUGCACUCCUUCCGAAUUGGCCGAUUUAUUAGUGUAUGCUUGGCAGAAAAAAUUGAAAACAAGCUGUUACUAUAUUCAUAGCAAGCCUGCUUCUCGACCUCAGUGUUUUCUGAAUAGCGGAAAGCGCAGUUCUUCCAAAAAAUGUUGCCAAUAAAUUUCUUGUUGUCGUGGCUUUCGAGGAAAAAUGAUUUCUGAUAGUCAAAAGAUUAAUUUCAAAAAA